Messenger RNA from Pristis pectinata (smalltooth sawfish), 5557 nucleotides. It is a transcript of the gene gltpa, whose product is annotated as glycolipid transfer protein a. The record is from RefSeq and is a predicted model, not a curated record. Lineage: Eukaryota; Metazoa; Chordata; Chondrichthyes; Rhinopristiformes; Pristidae. Bases 90 to 719 code for a protein of 209 amino acids. Gene Ontology annotation, biological process: ceramide transport; intermembrane lipid transfer. Gene Ontology annotation, molecular function: ceramide 1-phosphate transfer activity; ceramide 1-phosphate binding. Gene Ontology annotation, cellular component: cytosol; membrane; cytoplasm. The transcript has 5 exons.
GAGUGAGUCGUGCUGUCUAGUGCCGAGUUCCUGCUACGUCUAUUGCUGUUGUGCUUCCUCGGGGAGUGCUGUGGUUCAGUCCCGCCGUUAUGGCGAUGUUACUGGAGCACCAGUUUAAACAGCUCCCGGCGGACAAGCAGAUCGACACCAGGGCUUUCCUAGAAAGUGUCUCCUACCUGCCGCCCUUUUUCGAUUGCCUUGGCUCAACAGUGUUUUCACCAAUCAAAGCAGAUAUAGUGGGCAACAUCAAUAAAAUUAAGACUGUGUUUGAGACAAACCCCACAAAAUUCAAGACAUUGCAACUGAUUCUGGAAGGUGAAAAGGAGCAGUAUGGCACAACCUGGCCAAAGGUUGGAGCUACGCUGGCACUUAUGUGGCUAAAAAGGGGUUUGAAAUUCAUACAGGUUAUGCUGCAGAGUAUUGCAGAUGGGGAACGUGAUGAUGCACAUGCAAAUCUCAUCAGAGUCAAUGCAACAAAAGCAUAUGAACUAGCUCUAAAGAAGUACCAUGGCUGGAUUGGACAAAGGGUCUUUUCUGUCGCAGUUUACGCAGCCCCAUACAAAUCAGACUUUCUGAAAGCGCUGUCAAAGGGCAGAGAGGUUAAAGAAGAAGAAUGUGUUGAAAAGAUUAGACAGUUUUUGGUCAACUUUACAGUGACUAUUGAUGCUAUCUAUGAGAUGUAUACAAAGAUGAAUGCAGAGUUGGAUUACAAAGUUUAACACUGACUAUCUCUAUUUUUGUCCUUUUUUCCUGUUUUACUCCUCUCAGCAAUGUACUCUGUGAUAUUGAUAACUUGAGUUGCUGUUUGCAGGGUGAUCAUUAACUAGCAGUAAUUGGUGUGGAAGGAACACUGACUAUGUGGAGUUGAUCCAUGUGAAAAUUGCUAUGUACUCCCUUCUUGUUAGUGCUACAAUAACAUUGAAUUAACAGAGCAGUUUUGUCCCAAUGCUCCUCUUGCACUAUUUGAUGGAAUAAUGCAGAAUAUAUUAUUUUCUAAAUUUCAUACUAGUUGAUACAAAAUGGGCAUUUUAUAGGGUCACCCAAAUGCAUUUAUGGCAUUUUACAUAGCACAACCUUUGACCAUUUAUUAAAAUGUUGAAGUAAAUGUGAAGAUGUGUUAAUCUUUUCAAUCUUAAGUAGGUAGUGUGGUCUUUAUAUAGUUUUGGGUAAACCAUUUCUGUUUUUUAAAAAGAAUCUACAUCCUUGAUCUGUUUUGAAACAUUUAAUGGAUAGUGUGUUUGCUAAAGCUGAUUCUAGAUGAACUGACAAUUUUGUGGUCAAAUUUUGAUGCACUGAAUCAAUGGGCUUCACUGUUUUUAUUCCCCCCCUCAAGUCCCACCCCAAUAAAUCUAUAAUGAUGCUGAACUGUGCUGGGUUGAAAAUGGCCAUUCUUUCUGUGAGGCAGUCAGAAGAAUUCUUGACUACAGAGGGAUGUCACACUUGAACCUAUGCAUAAGUUGCUGAAAUAAUGGUCUAGUUCAGUAGUUCUCACUUGCUUUCCCCCACUCUCGCCACCCCCCCCCCCAAAAUUCAAGUUAUGGAAGCUGAUGUAGGCUUAAACAAUGGUCUGCCAAAUAUUAACUAAUUUGGCAUAGAUCAAACCCUGUGUCCAGUUAAAGUUUAGUGCUUUUUUUUAAAAAGGGGCUGUAGUAUGUACAAUUCAAAGUCAUUCUAAACCUUGUUUGAUAUCCAAGUACAAAGCAUUCCUUUGCCUUGUUGGUAAUGGAUUUGAACUUGAGCAAUUAUAUUGUAGACUUGUUUGAGAAGUUCCUUUGAGUUUUUCCUAUCAUCUAUUGAGCCUGUUUCAUGAAACAACUUUGAUAUAGUAAGCUAAAAGCUGCCACUGAUUUAUUUGAAGUGGUUCUUAAACAUGAUGGGAGGGACUAAGUGCAGAAUAAGAUAAUUGGCAAAUUCUAGCUAAUGUUUGAUUGUAUGUAGUGAUUCUGUGCUGCUCUUUUCUACCUUCCUGAAGAGCUUCCAUUUUCUUUUAGUGGAACAUUUUUAUAUUUUGCUGCCAGAUUUUACAUCCUCUGGCAGCUGGUAUUCUUGAAUCUCUGAAAUGUGUGAUUUCUGCAGUGUUCAAACAACCAGAGAAGUUGAUUGGAGGCAAACUAAAAUGCCCUGUUUUAAAUGCAUUAAGAUUUUGUUCUUCAUCUGGUGACCUCUGAAUAAGUACUAGGAACAUGAUCUGAGUUCUUAACCUUAACUACCACUGCUCCCCCCCCACCACCACCACCCGCCCCCACUAGCACAGGCACACAGGUAACUUGUAAUAAAACUUGCAGUUUCCUGUACCCACUUAGGUGACAUUUGUUUUUUGACUUAAUUUUGUUUACUUCAACUUGUCACAUGGAUGAGUUGCUACCUGUGAUUUGUGGGUCCAAACAAAUCGAUUAUUUAGUCAUUCUUUGGUUCCUUGGCAGUGCUAACUUAAUCCUGAAUAUGACCAACUUUUUUUUUGAAGAAAUAGUGUAUUGUUCCAGCAAAAAUGUAAGAAGUAGAUUUUUGAAACUAAACAGCUUUUGUAUACAGCAGUGCUGUCUUUGAAUAUUUGGUGGCAGUAAUCAAUACUUCUGUAAUAUUACUCCCUGACGAGCACAAAAUUCACAAGAUUGUUUUCGACAUGUGCUAGGAAAGGUGGAAGCAACAAAAGGGAUAUUGAUCUGUUGUCAGAUGACAAAAUUGUGGUAAAUUAUGUUCUGAUUAAGUUUGUAUGUUAACUACCUCUUAGUUCCUGUACCACUUGAAGGAUGAGUAUAGUUGAUUGACAGUAGGUGUUUAGUUGUCACAUCAUAGUAGUGAUCAACACUUUAAAGAAGUGCCUUCUCCGUACUGCUUGUUAUGAGUUUGCUAAACCUGGGCACAAAGUCCACUUGUAGCAAUUGGAUACCAUGUUUUAAAUUGUACUAGAGCCUGUUAUUUAUACUACAGUUUGGGGAUGAAACAUUUAAGAAAUGAAGAUUUUUGAUUUGAAGUAGGAGAGAAGACUUCUAAUUUAAAAAUGCUGUUUUCUCUGCAUACUGCCUCAAGACUCAGUUGGUCAGUAAAUAUAGUUAAUGUUUAGUUUGUUUGUAAGGUGCUAUGUUACAGCUUUGAUGAAAUCCUCUCUAUUGGCUCUAAACCUGGAUCUUUUUCUUGUUGGCUGUUGCAAUUCACUUAUCUAGUAUGCUUUAAUAGUAUCCUUUUGUUUAAUCAAGUUUCUGUCUUUUGGAUUUGUUAAGGGAAUAGUGGGAUGAAAUAACUAACAUAUUUAGAAAAACCUCAUGUCAUUUUAUUUUUUUUUUUGAACCAUGGACCAUAACAUCUUUAAUCCUACAACUGUCACCUUCAAGAUUUUGCAAUUUAAGUUUUUUCACUUUUAUUACCUCAAUUGAACUUGCCUGCUUGUAGUCAGUACUACUGCUGCACUCCAUAUGAGCUGCUUUUGAUGACAUGGGGCCAGGAACUAAAAGGUGAAUUCGAGCUUCAGGACAACAAUGUAGGACUGGUGAGGCCUCAUUAGUUGCACUGUAAGUAAAUAGUGGGUAAUACUAUUAACUUGAUGUGCAAUAUUUUUGGCCAUUGUUUUGCAUAAAUUGAUAAAAGCCCAAACUGACCAGGAUGCCAGUAGACUGGGUAUUAUGUCCAUUAGGAUUUUUUAAACAGCAACCAUACUGUUGCCAUCUGUCAAGAUUUCUCAGCAGUCUAUGGAAGCCUAAUGAUCAGUGAUGUUAAAUUCUAUAGAGAGUAACACCUACAAAGCAGUUGGCAUCUGCUUGGGGAACAUGGCAGAUCAAUAUCAGACUGGAGAAUUGACAUGGUUCAUUCAUUAGAACUUUGCAGGUGUUCUCUUGGUGGAUCAAAUGUGAAAUUAAUUUUAAAUGUAAUCUGGGCUGAUAUUAAAGCAUUCAACAGGUUCCAGAGAUGUUGAUGUCCCAGAAGGAAGAGCAAUGGGACUUCGUCUGAGUCCAUUAUCUUGUUUUGAAUGCUGAUGAAUCUGCUGCACUUCAACAUUUUCUUCAGAACUUUAAGAAUCUCUAGCUUUCUUUUCAAUCUAGAAACCUUGUUUCCUCAACCCUCUUGCUUCACGUGCCUUCAGAUGCAUGGGUGUUAACACUCUUGUCCUAUGCAAGGACUUGGUCCAAGACCAAAUCCAUGGUGGCUUUUUUUUUGGGGGGGGGGGGGGGGGAUGGGAGGGAGAGAAGAGGGGGAGUUUUCCAAAAUUCAUGAGCCUGCUGGAAUACUCCCUUUUUAAAUGAUUUUAUAAUGUUGUAUUUGAAAUAUAUUUUUGUAAAAGGAUGCAGGCACUAAAUACAGGAUAUUCUCCAGGUUCUGUCAGUGAUUAUUUCCAGGUAAAUGUGGAGUGUUAAAUUUUCAGCAGUUAUGUUGGGAUGUUAUUGUGCAUGAACAAUGCAGAGCAUAUUGACCAUUGGGGUAUGGAUGAUGGGCCUGGUCUCAACUACCUCCAGAACAAAAUGUAUUUAAUCCUUUCCUUUUCUGGAGAUCCACAGUUAUCUUUCUGAAGUCUUCAGAGACUUCAGAGCAGAUGACUUCAGAGACUCUAAUCUCAUUGAAGGGAUUCAGAUCAUGAUUGUAAACUACUUGAGCUUAAUUCAUGUCACCCAAUGACAUAAUCAUCCUUUGCCUCUUUCCCCAUGUGAUGUCUCUUGUAAAAUUCCCAUGUGGUCCUCUUACUAAAUUGGGGAUGUACCAUUUGUUUUACUAUGGUAAUCGUUAUUGAGAAGCCAGAAACUGGAAAUAAGAUGACCACUGAAUUUGAGUGCACAUUUUGCUUUGGAGCAAAAGCCUUAAACCUUCAUGUUGGUCAACUCUUGUUUUUUCACUUUUUUUUGAAGUGAUUUGGAUUUUUUUGAGGGCACUUUAUGAACAAGAUUCAGUAAGUUUUAGUUUAUCUUUUUACAGCUUUCUGUUCCAUCUUGUAGACAAUGUUUAUAAAUUGUCCUGCUUAAAUGAAGGAUCCUUUUAUUUUGGAGAGUACUAAGUUCCACAUCAGGAUCCAGAAGUUGAAUUGCAUUUUCCUUGCAAUCUUUCUCAUUUCUUGGCCAGAUGUUUUCUAAUAUAGGUAUUUUAGUUGCCUUCAGUAGCAUGCUCAAAGGGACCCAAGUGUGGCCUAGAAUAGCUGCCAGGUUAUUUGGCUAUAAAGGGAAGUACAGUCUAACCUGAUCCUGUUCUCUCUAGUCAUUUAGGCAUAGAUCUGUUCCAGUAGGAUCUGCUUAUCAGGACUUGCAAUUCUGUUCUCUCAGAGCACCCUGAGAAAAGUCCUGCUAUUGUUGCAGGUAUGACCAAUGAACAAGUCUAGUUCCAUUUCAUUUUAUUCAUUCCAGUUCUAUGUGCAGACAAGUUUGGGAACUGGAACUUGGUGUUUGGUAUGACUGUUUAUGGUUUGAGUUACUUUUGUUUUAAACUAGACUGUAAUUAAUCUUUUUGAAGGAAUGCUGAUUUGAGAAACUUCCUCAGCUCAAAUCUUUAAAUGUAAAAUUUCUAUUUUAAAAAUCAUCUCCAGUCAGUUUGGUACAAAUGUUUUAACUACAAUAAAACUUUGAAACUAUUUUGUCAC